Enterospora canceri is the source of this 225-nucleotide messenger RNA. NCBI's taxonomy places the organism in Eukaryota, Fungi, Microsporidia, Enterocytozoonidae. The record is from the annotation of a GenBank genome assembly.
AUGAAAAUUGCGGUGUUUCUGUUACAGCUGGUAGUAGCCGUAGAAUACGAGGCAACGGACCUGAACAAAAUAUCAGCAGACAACAGAUCGAUGCUGAUUAAGGAGUCCAACGACAUAUUCAAUAAUAGUCUGUUUAAUACGAAUGGGUCGUUUAUCGUCACAUCAAUGAAUGCAAAGCCAAAGAAGAAACCACAAAAGAAACCCAAGAAAGAUGACGAAGAAUAA